Messenger RNA from Pocillopora verrucosa, 4240 nucleotides. RefSeq names its product stromal membrane-associated protein 1. NCBI's taxonomy places the organism in Eukaryota, Metazoa, Cnidaria, Anthozoa, Scleractinia, Pocilloporidae. The record is from RefSeq and is a predicted model, not a curated record. Gene Ontology annotation, molecular function: GTPase activator activity; metal ion binding. Gene Ontology annotation, cellular component: cytoplasm.
UCUUACAUCCUACUUUAAACUGCCUCUUUUGCAAAGGUAGGUAACCACCCCUCCAAUAGAGCACGUAAGUCUGAACUAAGCGUCUGCUCUAAACUCCUCUCUCCCCGGCCCCAGCUUUCUCUUGGACUCCACGUGUACUUUCGAAACUGAAUGGUGAUCGAAAUAUUUACACCUUCCUUUCUAGUAAAGGAUGAAGAUUUCUGCUCUAGAAAUAGAAAGUUGUGUAAUUGUCCAAGAGAUCUUCCUGUCAGUCUGUUGUUAUCAAUCCGGAAAGCCGAACAUAAACAUUGAUGUCACCGUGACGUAGAGACCACACCACCGAUUUGUGAUCGCGGGCUCACACCGGUUUACGCAAGAGCUUCGGCCAUCUUGACUGUGAACGCUUGGUACAACGUAACGGAUAAGACUUUCUGCGUCCAGUAUGUCUUCAAGAGCACAGAGGGAUAAAGGACAGGCACAGAACACAAAUCAGGCUAUUUUAUCAGAGUUACUGAAAGAGGAAGAGAAUAGAUACUGUGCCGAUUGCGGGGCUAAAGGGCCUCGAUGGGCUUCGUGGAACCUGGGUGUUUUCCUGUGCAUUCGUUGUGCCGGUAUACAUCGAAAUUUAGGGGUACAUAUAUCAAGAGUGAAGUCUGUGAACCUUGAUUCAUGGACUCCGGAACAGAUGGACAGCAUUCAGCAGUGGGGAAAUAAACGAGCAGCAGAGUUUUGGGAAUGUUAUCUGCCGUCCGACUUUCGCCGACCGCAAACUGACUCAACAGUAGAGGCAUUUAUCAGAAGUAAAUAUGAACGAAAACAAUAUUUAAAGAAAGACGGAUUACCUCCAACUAGAUCCACCUCAAGUUCUGCCAAAGAAACAAAAUCUUCAGACAAGAGGAAAAGGAGGGAAAAGAAGGAAGAAGGCAUAUCUAUAACCCCUCUUAAAAUUGAAGCUGAAAAGAAAGUUGCUCCUGCUGUCAGUUCAGUGGCUCAACCACGCCCACACUCCCACCCUCCCCCAGUAAAAGCACCUGAACCAGCCAAACCUGCUGCUCUGGUUGAUCUACUGUCCUUAGACACCCCAGCACCUGCCCCAGCCCGAGCACCUGCACCAGUCAGUUCUGCUGGUUUGCUAAAUUCUCUUGCCCAGCCUAUGCCUGCUGCUUCACAACCUGCCAAGACUGGUUUAGAGAGUGAGCUGAUUGAUUUUGGUGCAUUUCAAGCAAACACCACAAUUGACACUGGCUUUAGCCAAUCACAGCAGCAGCUCAACACACAAGUACCUCAAGAAUCAAACCAAGAAUCUCUUCUUAAAGAUGACUCUACAACCAAUAAGUCAACUAAAGACAGUAUAAUGGCACUGUAUGCACCGAAAACACAGGGAAGUCAACCUCAAAUGUAUGGUGUCCCUGGUGGCAUGUACAUCCCUCCACAGCAACACCAGCAACAGCCUCUCCCUAAUCAGCACCCAGCAAUGUUUAACAGGAUGGGUGCAGUUCCACCUCAGGGCGUGGGUGCAGUUCCCCCUCAUGGAAUGCCAGUGGGAAUGGGAGUACCCCGUCAACCAGCAUUCAUGCAACAACAACAGCAACAGCAGCAGGUGGCUCAAAUUCAGCAACAAAUGCAACAGAUGCGACUCAAACAACAAAUGCCACCUCAGCAGAUGAAUAUGCCAAAUGGAAACCCAAACAUGUUUGCAUCUGCACAGCCAUCAGUUUCAAAUGGUUGGAUGCCGCAGCAACCAAUGUCUUUUCCCCAGCAGCAGCAUCCUCAGUUUGUCACCACUGGACCUAUUCCUAAUGGCAUGGCAGGCUAUGGAGCUUAUCCGAUGGGAUCGGUCCCUGGCUCAGGCCAAACUCUGAGCCAUCAGUUGUGGAAAUAAAGAAAAUCAAGAUGUUUUCAAUAUGUAAAUAAUGAUCAUAGUAAUAUGAUUAAUUAAUAUCUUGUAUAUUUGGUUACCGGUACCUGCGCUUGGUAACUGAUUCGUUUAAAAGGGCAACCAGAGAAAUGUGGUUGUUUUAAUGAGACUCAUUUGCAUGUAAUCUAUCUUUGGUGUAAGAACUAAGCUUUACCUCAAGCCUUAUCUGGUAUGCUUUUUUAAUGGAAUGGGUUGGAGUUAAAGAUUGAGGGAAUAACUUAUGACAGUUAUGGUUUGAUUUUGAUAUUACAUAACUAUAAGAUGAGGUAGUGUAAAACUAGACGAUACAUGCAAAGAUCCUAGGUGGUGGUCUGAUAAUUAUAAUGUGCUAUCUGCUUGAGAAGAAACAUUGGAAUCUUGUGCACAUGUGCUGUAAAUUCUUACGCCACGCUUUCAGACGACUUUGUUGUUGCCACCCCAAAUAACCCAUAACUUACAAACUUAUGUAGAAAAGAGAAAUGCAAAGAAAAGCAGGGAAUCUUCUUUAACAUAUUUUGCUAGUUAUGUAGCCCUGUCAAGUAUGGAACUGUUGUUUCUUUCAUUUCAUUUAUGAUCAUAACAUUGUUUCUGUCAGUGCAAUGAUUUCUAUUGAUGUGGGGGACUGAUUACGCUGGGGAAUGCAAUUGCCAUCAUCAUCAUCAUCAUCAUCAUCAUUCUUAAAAGUUUCAUGAGUUAUACUAGUGGUAUUGUUAUUAUAAUUAUUAUUGUUGUGGUUAUUUUCUUCAAAGUUGCCAGUUUUUGGCUGUUGCUAUAGCUCAGCCAUGUCACCAAGAAUCCAAAAAUAGUUUUGAAGCAGUAAUUUUAUAUGUACCAUACAGAAGUGGUAACUCUGGCCUCUGUGCUAAAGGAAAGCAGUUGCACAGCAAAUCUCAAACCCUUCUAAUAGUAUGGGUUUGUCAAAAACCCUUUGUGUUCAUAUCUGGAAAAGGAAGUGAGCUAAAAGUUUGUUUCAGAGAGCAGGUGUAUGAAUAGUUUCAGUUGAGGUUCAGUCGUAUAUCAGAAAGAAACAUUGCAAAUAAUGUACUUCCUGGAAUAAAAUUUAAACUUUUAUGCCAUUUUGAUUCUUAGAUGAAUUAAAAAAGGGACUAUUCUUGAACUGUGAAUCAUGCAGUGCAAAACAUUUUUGGAACACCCGUCUUGAAAUUUCUUCUUGUCAGUGUGUUGAAUUAAGUUAUUGAUAUUACAACUGAGUGCAUACUAUUGAUAAAUUAAAAAAUUUUCCUUGUCAUUUCUCGCCAAAGGGUCAAAGUGAUGAUAUACAAUUUCAUGCAGUUCUCUGGAGUUGUGUUCUGUUAAUUGUCAGUUAACACUCUGAUUCCUUGUAUCCAUCUCAACACCAUCACUGUAUUUCAUGAGGUGUUAAAUCUUUUGAAACUGAGGGGUAUUGACCUCAUUAUAUUUUGAGUUAAUCUUUUCUCUUUAACUGAGUUUGUUUAAAAUUGUGACCAGUUAAUCAUCAAUUGUUUUUCAGUCUAUUAUUUUUUUGUACAUUCAGCUUACAGUCUUUGCAAUUAAUUUAAUUUUAAAUGAUUCUUGUAAAUGCAUAUGGUGCUCUGUCUUUCCCUUGGCCUUCACAAGCAUUACCUUGUUAAUUUUUGUUCAGUUUUCAUAUUUACUGCAUAAGCUACUGAUAAAGAAGAUCCCAGUUUGUACAUUCAAGGUGUACUAUUGACAGUUUUGAAAACUAACUGCCUUUAAAUAAGAGGAAACCUUUGAAAUGAUUAUUGUUUAAUGUGAUGGAUAGGCAUGGUAGAAUUGCUGCCAAUAAACUUAAAUUAUCAAUGGUGAAGGUAACGUGAGAUUUUGAUAAAGAUGAUAAGCUUUGAAUGUUGAACAAGUGAUAAGAUUGUUUAAUUGAAAGAGCUUGUUGGAACUUUUCAAGUCCAGUUUUUGUCUCUCAUUUUCAGACUUACACAAAUCUAUUGGGGGGUAAGCAAUCACAUAUUUUUUGUUCAACGUCCUGUUUGGCAAAAAUCAUAUGGUGGCUAAACAAUCAGACAUUUUUUUUAUGAAGCAAAGUGUUGAAUGGAAAUGUUUGGUUUACAGCUAUACAUCAAACAUGGGAACAUGAGAGGUAGCUGAAUGCUCAGGUGUGUUGGAUGAUGGUGUUUGAUCAUUUGAGUUCAGAUUCAUUCUUGUGCCUUGGGAAAUUAAGGUUUUUGUUUUAAUUUUUUCAUCUUUCUCUCUUACCUUUAGUGAAAGUAUCAGAGAUAAGUAAGGUAGCUGUUGAGUUAGGUUAUUAACAAUACUUAGAAGACUGUAAGUCAGUUAGGGAGGUAGCAAAUAUUGUGUAAGCAAUGUAACAGAAGUAGUGGGUCUACUGAAUAAAAGCUUGAGAAAUGA